Molecule: messenger RNA, 1415 nt
Organism: Alternaria alternata
Lineage: Eukaryota; Fungi; Ascomycota; Dothideomycetes; Pleosporales; Pleosporaceae
Exons: 1
Coding region: 24-1241 (405 amino acids)
Cellular component (GO): Prp19 complex; U2-type catalytic step 1 spliceosome; U2-type catalytic step 2 spliceosome
Molecular function (GO): metal ion binding; pre-mRNA binding; U6 snRNA binding
Source: RefSeq, a predicted model, not a curated record
ACCACAACUCCAACAUCACAACCAUGACAGAAGUACAAGAACACACACAAACGUCGCUCGCAGCAGACACAUCUCUCGAACCGACCGCGUCGACCGAGCUUGUUACGACGACAGAACAGACAAUCAUCACGACCAAUGCCGAGGGCAAAAAGGUUAAGAAGAUCAUCCGUCGCAAACGGAGACCGGCGCGUCCACAAGUCGAUCCUGCGACGAUAAAGCCCCAGGAAGUUGCGCAGACGGGUAACAUCUACAACGUCUGGUACAACAAGUGGUCUGGUGGUGACAGGGAGGACAAGUACCUCUCUAAGACAGCCGCCCAGGGACGCUGCAACAUCGCAAAGGACAGCGGAUACACAAAAGCCGACAAGACGCCUGGAUCCUACUUCUGCCUCUUCUUUGCGCGUGGUAUCUGCCCCAAGGGUGUGGACUGCGAGUACCUCCAUCGUCUGCCUACCGUCACCGACAUCUUCCCAAGCAACGUCGACUGCUUCGGGCGCGACAAGCAUGCCGACUACCGAGACGACAUGGGUGGAGUAGGAACCUUCCAAAGACAAAACCGAACCCUCUACAUCGGACGCAUCCACCCCACCGACGACAUCGAGGAAAUCGUCUCGCGCCACAUGCAAGAAUGGGGCGAAAUCGAACGAACCCGCGUCCUCACAGCCCGCGGCGUGGCCUUUGUUACCUACACCAAUGAAGCCAACUCGCAGUUUGCCAAAGAAGCGAUGGCGCACCAAUCUUUCGACCACAACGAAAUCUUAAACGUCCGCUGGGCAACCGUAGACCCCAACCCACAAGCCGCGAAACGCGAAGCCCGCCGCAUCGAAGAACAAGCCGCCGAGGCGAUCCGCAAAGCCCUUCCCGCAGCCUACGUCGCCGAACUAGAAGGCAGAGAUCCCGAGAGCAAGAAGCGCAGGAAGGUCGAAGGCAGCUUUGGUCUACAAGGUUAUGAAGCACCGGAUGACGUAUGGUACGCAAAAGAAAAGAGUGACUGGGAAGCAGCCAAGCAGCUGGAAUCAGGCGGCAUGGGCGAGCGCAUGAUGAUUGAGAGUGCAGAGUCGGCCUACCAAGACGGCGAUAAUACUGUCCAAGAACAAGAGAGCUCGACUGCACAGCAGGGUAACGGCAUUUUGUCAGGGUCUACACUGGCGGCGCUCAAGGGGUUCAAGGCUACGCCGACCAACAAACGGCCUGCCCCUGUUGCGGGGCCGCUAGUGGAUUAUGGCAGUGACAGUGAUUGAGUGUGGGGUUUGCAUAUUGGAGUCAACGAGAUUGAGAGAGAAGCAUGUAUUGUGUGUAUUGGUGCACAAAAUCUUGGGAAUAUGGAAAGGAAGCAUAUCAUGGCGUAGGCAUAGUUAAUUGAUACCCGUUCUUUUGCGUGUCACAGUAUAUGCAAUUGACAAUACUACGGUGGU